GACACAGAAAUGUAUCAUUGUCCAAUUGAUUACACAACCCUGGGUGUUCAAAUAAUUCUUAGAUCAUGCCAUUAUCUUGAUUCUACACUGUCCACUAGUUCUUUUUGUUUAUAUUUAGCCUUCAUUGUUUUACCUUCCACAUUUCAGCAUCGGAAAAUAACUGAGCCAAAUCUAUCAUCAGCUACUAUCUCUUUAGUCUUGGGAAUGUUAAUUGAUGAGAUGAGUGCCCUUUUUUGA
Entrophospora sp. SA101 is the source of this 237-nucleotide messenger RNA. The record is from the annotation of a GenBank genome assembly. NCBI's taxonomy places the organism in Eukaryota, Fungi, Glomeromycota, Glomeromycetes, Entrophosporales, Entrophosporaceae.